GGAUUGCAAAUUGUGUACGCAACUUCCUUAGUAGCGGCGGUCUUCAAUUUUCUUGUUUCCUCUUCUUAGUCUUAUCAUCACGCUCGCUUUGCUAUUUUACACCAUUCUCCAACAGAAACCCAACCAUGCAGAAAAUGAAGCAGGCUUCCAUGGACAACCAAAAAGCGUCUGUAGGGAAAGGACGCCGAGUGAUACUGUUUCCUAUGCCUUUGCAAGGCCACAUAACUCCCAUGCUUCAGCUUGCAAACAUUCUGUAUAACAAAGGCCUUUCAAUCACCAUAAUUUACACCCAUCUCAACUCUCCAAAUACUUCUAGCUACCCUCAUUUCACUUUCUGCUCAAUCUCAGAUGGCUUUUCGAAAGAUGAAGCCUCCACCACGAAUUACGUUGCUUUUAUGACACUUCUCAAUGUUAAGUGUGUGGUGCCAUUUCAGGAGUGUUUGGAAAAGUUGCUGUCAAAUGUUGAGGAGCAGCCGAUUGCCUGCUUAAUUUCAGAUGCGAUGUUGUAUUUCACUCAAGCUGUUGCUGAUAGCCUCAAGCUUCCGAGGAUCGUGUUAAGAACAAGUAAUAUUGCUUCCUUUCUUGUUUUUACAGCCAUUCCAGGACUUCUACGGGAGAAGGGUUAUUACCCCAUUCAAGAUCCUCAAUCGGAAGCACCAGUGAUAGAGUUUCCACCACUAAGAGUCAAAGACCUUCCUGAGACUAAAACAACUGAUGAUGCCACACGUGAUCAGUUGCUUUCACUCUUGGCUAGUCAGACCAAGGCCUCAUCUGGGAUGAUAUGGAACUCAUGUCGGAAGCUUGAACAAGAUGCAAUCACAGCAUUAGAACAAGAAUUUCCCAUCCCAAUAUUCACAAUAGGCCCAUUUCACAAGUACUUUCCUGCUUAUUCAAGCAGUUUACUUUCCCAAGAUCACAGCUGCAUUUCCUGGUUAGACAAACAAGCACCAAAAUCCGUAAUCUAUGUAAGCUUUGGAAGCAUUGUUGCUAUUAAUGAAACUGAAUUUUUGGAGAUAGCUUGGGGACUAGCCAACAGUGGGGUGCCUUUCUUGUGGGUUGUUCGACCAAGAUCUGUCCAGGGAGCAGAAUGGGUUGAAGCAUUGCCAAAAGGGUACCUGGAAAUGGUAGAUGGAAGAUGUCAUAUAGUGAAAUGGGCUCCCCAGCAAGAAGUGCUGGCUCAUCCUGCUACAGGAGGUUUUUGGACCCACAAUGGUUGGAAUUCUACAUUGGAAAGUAUAUGUGAAGGCGUCCCCAUGAUUUGCCAUCCUAAUUUUGGUGACCAAUCGGUGAUUGCUAGAUAUGUUAGUUAUGUUUGGAGGGUUGGGUUGCAUUUGGAGAAGAAGCUGGAGAGGCGGGUGAUAGAAAGAGCAAUUAGACGGUUAAUCCUAGAAGCUGAGGGCCUGGAAUUGAGAAGCAGAAUUAUUGGUUUAAAGGAGCAAGUGGAUGUUUCUCUGAAAGGAGGUUCCGCUUACAAAUCUCUAGAGAGCUUGAUUAGUUACAUACAAUCGUUCUAGUUUUUCCAUCCUCUUGUUUGGUUGAUUCGCUAUUAAAUAAAUUAUUUAAUAAAAUUAUAAGUGUAAUAUACACAAUUUUAUUUA
Messenger RNA from Mangifera indica (mango), 1598 nucleotides. Its product is annotated as UDP-glycosyltransferase 76B1-like. The transcript is spliced from 2 exons. Lineage: Eukaryota; Viridiplantae; Streptophyta; Magnoliopsida; Sapindales; Anacardiaceae. The record is from RefSeq and is a predicted model, not a curated record. The coding region runs from base 126 to 1514 and encodes 462 amino acids. Gene Ontology annotation, molecular function: UDP-glycosyltransferase activity.